AUGCUGCCAAUGAGCUAUGCACUUCCAGACGUGUUUAGCUUGCAGUUCAUAACUCAGGUGUCGAAGUACGAGGAAGGCAUGCCUGUUUAUUUUCAGUUAUUUGCAACCUACUCACUGAUAAGCGUGAAGGCUCUUGCUAUCCUUCACACUCUCCAUACCGAGUAUCCAAAUGUCUUUGUCGCCGCGGUUUCUUAUGAUUCCUCUGACGUGGUCCGGAGUGUCAUUAGAGCCCACUCCGCUCUCAAGCGGAUCAAUGUAUGCGUAGAUAAGCACUCACAGGUCAAGGCUUUUGCUAAAAACAGAGGGGUCACUGGCAUUCCAACUGCGUUUGUCUUCGAUGGUAACGGCUCCAUCGCGUGGGAGGGAUACCCCACCGGCAGCGGGCUCCACGGGGUUCUCCGCAAGCUUAACCAAAUACCUGUCCAAGUUCCUUGUCUCAGCACAAGCACAAUACAGCCUCCAAAGUUCUUCAAUCCAGAAAUGACGAAUUCUAGAAAGGAUUGGCGUCUCCCCGGUGGAGGAGUCAGGACCGGAGAGAUAGACCCCAACGCUCUUACAAAGAGCACCCGGCACGUAAAGCAGUCAGAAGAGGCUCGCGUUAAGCGAAGCAAGCGGCCUUAG
This is a messenger RNA of Giardia duodenalis, 621 nucleotides long. RefSeq lists its product as uncharacterized. NCBI's taxonomy places the organism in Eukaryota, Fornicata, Diplomonadida, Hexamitidae. The record is from RefSeq and is a predicted model, not a curated record. The coding region runs from base 1 to 621 and encodes 206 amino acids. The transcript has a single exon.